Molecule: messenger RNA, 898 nt
Organism: Arachis ipaensis
Lineage: Eukaryota; Viridiplantae; Streptophyta; Magnoliopsida; Fabales; Fabaceae
Product: cytochrome P450 family protein
Source: RefSeq, a predicted model, not a curated record
UUAGAGUCACACCGCUCCGCCCGACCAAACCUGAAAUUUCCUCCUCUUUUCUUUCUCUUUCUCUUCAUUUCUGAUGAGAGAAAUCUAGAUACUCUCAUCUCUAUCAACCAAUUAACUACUGCCAUUCCUUUUUCUUAUAUUGACCACAAUCCCAACAUUUAAUUUCCACUUCCUUUUUUCUUUUCUUUUCUCAUUUUUUUAUAUUAUUUGGCACCAUCUACCCGUGAAGCUUCUUCUACACCUUCACAAUCAUAUUCAUAGUCUCAACCACCUCCUUCUCUCUCUCUCUCUCUUUCUAUUUAUUGUCAACAGCAUCAACCCUUCUUCCCCUUGCUCUGGUCAACACACAAGUCCUACAUCAUCCAUGGCUUCUAUCUCACAGGGUAUUGUUUUCACCACAGCUAUGGUUCUCUCUAGCACUGUGCUUUACCUUGCUUUCUCCCGCCACAAGAUUCAUCAUCAUUCUCCUCAAUCCAACAACCAAAUCUUACGCUCUUGCUUGUCUUCAGAAGAAAAGAAGAGGGAGAGGAAGCUGAGCAAGAAGAAGAAGAAGAGAGUUCAAUUUGCUGAGAACGUCAAAUCAUCAAGAUCAAGCAACUGCAGAAACGUUCGUGAAAUGCCAGCUAACAGAAUCGCUUUGUAUAAUGGAAUUCUGAGGGACAGAGUUCACAGAAUGGAAUGUUCUUACUGAUGCUUCUAGAUUCAAGAACAAUCUUGUACAUUUAUGAUGGAAUUUUGAAAUUAUUCACCAAAAUUGUACUAACAUGCCUAUUACUCUGCCCCUCCUCUGUUUUCUUUUAUCUUUUUUUUUUCCCCUUAUUUUAGUUUUGUGGUGAGGGUGUUAACGUCAAAGGAGUUAUAUUAAAAAAAAUCUGGGGUAUUCUUGUGGCUGUAGAUA